Agrilus planipennis (emerald ash borer) is the source of this 1002-nucleotide messenger RNA. Its product is annotated as RING finger protein 141-like. The record is from RefSeq and is a predicted model, not a curated record. NCBI's taxonomy places the organism in Eukaryota, Metazoa, Arthropoda, Insecta, Coleoptera, Buprestidae. The transcript has 4 exons. Gene Ontology annotation, molecular function: ubiquitin-protein transferase activity. Gene Ontology annotation, biological process: protein autoubiquitination. The coding region runs from base 180 to 899 and encodes 239 amino acids.
ACAGCUGUUUAUGUCUGCAAUGUCAAAAUGUUCAUAACGUGAAAUCGUGUUAUAAAUAUGGAAAUAAUUAGUAAAUUAACUGUUUCAGUAAAAUAAUGAAUAAAACUGAACUUGAACACGAAAAUAAUGCAGUCUGUAGGUGUCAUGUAAAUGCUUGUAAUUAAUCUUUUCCUCUAAAGAUGGGCCAAAAUGUUACUACACAAAUUCAGGAAUUGUUUCCAUCUUUUCUGGAAGAAUUGAAGAAGGAUGAGUGCACUGGUACACUAUUAUCAGCCGAAAUAAGAAAUUUGUCGCAUGAACAGUUUAUGAAUUAUAUUGGAGAGUUGAACGUUUUAUCUAAAAAGUAUGAGGACUCAAACGGGAAGCGUUUGGUUUUUGCAGUUAAACAGAAUACAGAUACAUCGAUAUUUUGGAAGGCAACAGUUCAGAUAGCAUGUGUUAAACUUGAUGCUAAAUGUAGCCAAGUAGAAAGUUUUCGACUGAUGAAUUUACCUGAAUUCAUUAAAGUCUUUAAAACACUAAAGUGUCAAUACUUAACUGAAACAGAAAGCAAGAAGUUGCAAGAAAAUUUAGAAGCAUCAACUCUCUUUUCUAAUAUUGAAGAAGCGAUGAAACAUAAUAAGAAUAGGGCUAAUUUAGAGAAUCUGAAUGAAUGCUGUAUUUGUUUAGAAAGAGUUCCAGAGACAUUACUACCAUGCACCCAUUCAUAUUGUUCAAAAUGUAUUGAGGAAUGGAGUGACAAUCAUGACACUUGUCCAAUUUGUCGUGAAAAAUUAAAGAGUUCUGAUGAUACUUGGGUCCUUUCUGAAGUACCAAAAGCUGAAGAAAUAAGUGAAGAAAUUCGUUCUAAUCUUAUGAGUUUGACCGAGGACAGACCCAGUUCUUGUUUCUCUUCAUAAAGUUUACAGUUUGUCAUAAGAUAUCUACUUAUUCUACUGUUAAAUAUUUGUUAUACAAUACAUAUGUAAUGCAUCUUAUUUUAAUAAAUAUGCUACAAUAUAA